AUGAAAGCUUACCUGCCACGAUUGAACGAGCUCUGGAAUCUACUAGCAUCAGCUGAAAAGAAAUCGCAAUCUGGUAUUUGGUCUAAUGCCUCGCACUUCACAGAAUCAGCUCCGCCAGAUGACAGGAAACCGAACUUUCAGGCCGCCUUGGGUGAGGGCAUUUUAACCCUAGAAAACGGGAAAACGGCGCAAGCGACAGAGAUGCAAUUCUCGAAGCUAGAGUCCGGUAAGCUUAUCUUCAUUGCGUUACCAAGUGAUACUCUACGGGACCUUGAGCUGACGGAGAGCUAUAGAAAGCUGGAGGAACAAAUGGAAGAUCAAAACCAGGAAAAUCACCGCCUGCACAGGAGAGUGAGCAGCACCUAUGAGAGUGUCCCGACCUCUCACACCAAAUCCCGUCGCUCAGCUCGGUACAAGGAGAUGGAGUCGGAAUGA
This is a messenger RNA of Aspergillus niger, 435 nucleotides long. RefSeq lists its product as hypothetical. The record is from RefSeq and is a predicted model, not a curated record. The transcript has 2 exons. NCBI's taxonomy places the organism in Eukaryota, Fungi, Ascomycota, Eurotiomycetes, Eurotiales, Aspergillaceae. The coding region runs from base 1 to 435 and encodes 144 amino acids.